UGAGGCGGCUGUGUCGUACUCGUGGGUGCUGCAGGGAUUGAGAGAUAUUUUCGGCAGUGCUCAGACUCCUAGCGUCAUUGUAACCGAUCGUGACGAAGGUUUAUCUGCAGCUAUUCGUGACGUCUUCCCAGAUGUACGUCAUUUGUUAUGCACCUGGCAUAUUGGCAACGAUGUUGAGAACAUGGUGGACAAGUUGUGCGGCGGCAAGAAAAAUCAACAAGGGCAGAUAUUUAGGAAAAGUAGAUGGAACCCCUUGGUUGAAAGUGCUACAAUCCGGGAAUAUGAAAAGAGAUGGGAAGGGAUCGUCAGUACGUGGUCGGUUAGGAACCGAAGGGUCGUUCGGUAUUUGACUGGAACAUGGAUUCCACUUAGAGAGAAAUUUGUGCGUGCGUGGACGAAUGAUUGUUUACACUUGGGUAACCAUACUACCAGCAGAGUGGAAAGCCAACACUCGUCUUUUAAGUAUUACCUUGGUAGCGGUAAUAGCUCAUUCGAUACCCUUUUCAAAAGGGCGCACGCACAGAUUACAAAUCAACAAGCUAAAAUCCGACAAUCGCUACAGGAAUCCAUGACUUCUGUACCAAGAACGCUACGACAAUAUUUCUUUAGACCUCUAUAUCGCCACGUGUCUCUCUAUGCCUUGGAGCAGAUCCAGAAUGAGUUUAACCGCAUGUUAGAACUGGGUGAUUUUGCAUUGAACAAAUGCGGUUGUGUACUUCUAAAAACCCAUGGAUUGCCGUGUGCAUGUUAUUUACAAAUAAAAAUUGGAUCACAUGGUGCUUUGUACUUGGAUGACAUUCAUGAAUUCUGGAGUACUUUGAGGUACACAGAGGUAGGAGACGAACCCAAUGAAGAAGUACGAAACGCGAACGCCAAUGACAAAGAGUACUUUCAAUCUCUGGUCGAUGAAGUCCUUAAAUCUGAUCCCGCUUUUGUUCGCCGAAUGGCUGAGGUACUUGAAUAUGAAUUACACCCAGAUGGUGCGGAUAUACCUGAGCCUUACGCUAGUCCACCGAGAAAGGGAAGACCAAGCACUAGUAAAACCAUGAGAAGGAGAAAAAGUUCAUUUGAAUAUAGCCGAUCAUCUUCUCGUGGUCGAGGGUCUAGAUCUUCUUCCCGCGGGAGAUCAAGUGGCAGAUCUAGUGGCCGAGAGACGCAAUCUUUAGUAGGAAUUAAGUUCAGUUUCAACUUAUCCGAUGAUCCAGAAGGUCGUGAUUUCUCACAGUUUCCAUGGCCUGAUUACAUCCCAUUCAUGCUUCCUCCUUAUUUGUUCGACUGGAUUGAUGUGUUAGCAACGUUUCUUAACAUUGCCAUUGCUUUUUAUGGUUCUGCUAACGGUGAUUCAUUAAACAACUGUUUGAUUCUUCCUUUAAGAAAAUCACAGGCCGCGAGAAGUGUAAAUAAACUAAUACAUAUACUUUGGGUUAAUCGAAAUCAUUUUGUUCAACUUUUUAUGAACGACGAUUCAUCCCCUCUGCCGCCGAUCCACCCACGUUGGAAACAAGCAGCUGACAAUUUCGCGAAAGAUCUUGACACAAAUUUCACUACGAGGAUUAUGCUGUGGAAUAAUCUACGCGGGGCACCCCCACCAACAAAUAACACCGCUGACGAUGCUGUAAAUUUAGAUACUCCAUAG
Molecule: messenger RNA, 1636 nt
Organism: Amaranthus tricolor (Joseph's coat)
Lineage: Eukaryota; Viridiplantae; Streptophyta; Magnoliopsida; Caryophyllales; Amaranthaceae
Exons: 4
Coding region: 182-1636 (484 amino acids)
Source: RefSeq, a predicted model, not a curated record